This is a messenger RNA of Helianthus annuus (common sunflower), 1139 nucleotides long. RefSeq names its product peroxidase 27. The coding region runs from base 10 to 783 and encodes 257 amino acids. The record is from RefSeq and is a predicted model, not a curated record. The transcript is spliced from 4 exons. Gene Ontology annotation, biological process: response to oxidative stress; hydrogen peroxide catabolic process. Gene Ontology annotation, cellular component: plant-type cell wall; plasmodesma. NCBI's taxonomy places the organism in Eukaryota, Viridiplantae, Streptophyta, Magnoliopsida, Asterales, Asteraceae. Gene Ontology annotation, molecular function: heme binding; peroxidase activity.
AUCUUCAAAAUGGCCACUUACAAAAACUCAUUUGGAUAUUUUGUGCUUCCAGUUAUGGUUCUAGCAUUCUUAACUCUCCAAGCAGAAGGCCAAGGCUUAAAAGUUGGGUUCUAUGAGAAAUCAUGCCCACAUGCUGAAAAGAUCGUAACUACGGUCAUCAAUGAAGUUAUGGCAGUCGCCCCGUCACUUUCUGGCCCAUUGUUGAGAAUGCAUUUCCACGACUGCUACAUUCGGGGUUGUGAUGGUUCAGUUUUAUUGGACUCUCCAACAAAUCAAUCCGAGAAAUUUGCACCCCCGAAUCUCAGCCUGAGAGGGUUUAAUAUCGUUGAUAGAGUGAAGUUGGCGUUAGAAAAUGCCUGUCCAGGUGUAGUUUCUUGUGCUGACAUCGUAGCCCUUGUUGCCAGAGACGUUACUGUGGCGACCAAGGGACCAUUUUGGGAGGUCGAAACUGGCCGAAGAGACGGAAAUGUGUCUUUAAUCAGUGAUCCCAUAAAUCCAGCAACAGGAUUACCGCCAUUUUUUGCAAGUAUUAAUCUUUUGAAACAAUCAUUUGCACUGAGGGGACUAAACACAAAAGAUCUUGUGGUUCUCUCUGGAGGGCAUACCAUAGGGAUGUCUCAUUGCUCGUCAUUCGAUAGCCGUCUCUACAACUUCACUGGGAUAGGCGAUACUGACCCCUCAAUGGACCCAAACUACAUUGCAAGAUUAAAGUUGAAAUGCAAACAAGGAGACCAAACCACUUUAGCUGAGUUAGACCCUGGGAGCUCACUACUACAGAAAUAGGCAUUUGCGACGGCCAAAUCCGUAGCAAAUCCAUAGCAAACACCCUUUUUGCUACGAAUUUGCUACGGAUUUGGUUCGUAGCUACAAGUCCCGUCGCGAAUUUAUUUGCUACGAACUUUAGCUACGGAAAUUAUGUUUGCGAUGAAUUUAGCUACAAAAAAUGUCGUCGGUAUUUUAGCCACGAAUUUGCUACGAACAAGGUUGCUACGAAAUUUCGCUAUGGUUUUUUAGCUACGGAUGUUUUUAGCUACGGAAACUUUAGCUACGGUUGUUUUUAGCUACGGAUACUUGUAGCUACGCAACAUUUUAGCUAUGGUUAUUUUUUAGCUACAGAACUUUGCUACCAUUUUUUGCUA